Messenger RNA from Papaver somniferum (opium poppy), 1014 nucleotides. RefSeq lists its product as uncharacterized. NCBI's taxonomy places the organism in Eukaryota, Viridiplantae, Streptophyta, Magnoliopsida, Ranunculales, Papaveraceae. The record is from RefSeq and is a predicted model, not a curated record. The coding region runs from base 1 to 1014 and encodes 337 amino acids. Gene Ontology annotation, molecular function: nucleic acid binding; zinc ion binding. The transcript has 2 exons.
AUGGGUACUAAUUCGAAUUCCGCUGCUCAAAUGGGUAAUUCUUCUGACUUUGUUUUUCCAUUCACCAACAUCUCUAAUUUUGUGUCUACAAAAUUAGGACCAAAUAAUUUCUUGUUAUGGAGAGAUCAGAUGGAAACUAUCUUGAUUUCCACUGAUUUGUAUGGUUAUGUAAAUGGUGAGAUUCAAGAACCUGCUAGACAGGCAACUUUUACAGAUUCUGUUUCUGGUGAUGUUUUAGGAUUGUCCUCUGCUAGGCAAAUUUGGGAAUUACUUGAAAUAAACUUUAGAAUCCAAUUCAUGGCAAGAAAGAAUAUGCUUAGAAAUCAACUUCAUAAUUUCAAGAAAGGCAACUUAACUAUCUUGGUCUACUUACACAAUGUCAAGAAUAUUGCUGAUUCUCUAGCAGCAAUUGGAGAAAAAGUUAGUGAUAUAGACUUAGUUAUGUAUGUCUUGAAUGGUCUAGGAAGAGAAUUUGACACUUUUGUUAUAGCUGCUCAAAAUAGAGAGAAUCUUUUUUCCUUUACGGAACUAAAACCAAGACUGUUAAAUCAUGAGCAAUGGCUUCUUGAACAGCAAACUACUUCUAAUAAUAUUUAUGAUACUCAUCACCAAUAUGCUUUCUAUAGCAAAAAUGGAAACACUAAUACUUUUAGUGGAAAUGGAAGAGGAAAGUCCAAGAAUAAUGGAAAUUUUAAUGGAAAUUUUAAGCCUAAUUCUGAUUAUAGUUCAAGAAAUACUGGGAAUGGUUAUUAUCAAGGCAGUACUUCAUCUCAGGGAAAUGGAUUUUAUCAAGGCAGUACUUCUUCACAGGGAAAUGGUUCUUCUAGUCAAGGUAAUGGAAUUGGUUCAAAUGGAGGAAGAAGAUAUUUCUCUUCAGUUGAUUGUCAGAUUUGUCGUAAAAAGGGACACUAUGCUAGCAAAUGUUAUUUUAGAUAUCAUCCACCCACUUUUUCAAAUUCAGCAAAUGAAGCUCAUCGUGCUAAUCCUCAACAGGCAUUUACUACUUUAAAUUAA